Messenger RNA from Leptosia nina, 1725 nucleotides. NCBI's taxonomy places the organism in Eukaryota, Metazoa, Arthropoda, Insecta, Lepidoptera, Pieridae. The record is from the annotation of a GenBank genome assembly.
AUGCCGGAACUAAUCGAACAGAUGUAUUGUUCUCAACAAAUCGUUAUACCGCCCAAGUUUCCUUACGCCUUGAAAAGAUACUGCAAAGCGGCAAUAAAAACCCAGCCAUAUGAUCUUCUUCGUUGGUCCUAUGAGUACUUCACAGCCUUAGCUGAAAACAGACCUCCACCUGUAAAGUUACGCCUGGAGUAUCCAGUCUAUAGCACCGAGGGAGGACUGACCAGAGGCUGCUUGAAGGUUCUAGCGUGUCAGCUCAGUGGAAUCAACUUCCUACCCUUAACCACGGUUCGAAAGGCAUGGCGUGGCUUCUGCCUUGACCCCGCGGAGUUGAAAAGGCUGUUCUGUCUUUGCGAGGUGUAUUUGAGAGAGGAGUUCGUCCCUUUCUUGCAUGUUAUUGCAGUGGCUGCUGGGCUAUUGACUAAGUCUCUUACGCACACGAUGAUACUACUAUGCGAGACGUUGACGAAGGAGCCGGAUGGUGGCUCAGCUGCAAUACCUGUUGAUGACUUCUUGACGAUGUACAGAUUCCUAGCCGCUAUGGACGCGUCUAAAGAUGUUAAAUACCUGAAUGGCUAUAGAGAGGGGGAGUCUCCGAAGAUGGAAGAGUCGGUCGAAGAAGAGCUUUUGACGAAGUCGGCUUCAGAAAUACAACUAUCAGAUCUCAUAUCAGACGAUUACUGGCAAGAUGCCUCUGAUCUGCAACAACUGACAGUGAUAAAUGAUCACCUCCCACGUUCUUCGAGGCUCAGUCAACGGAUGAACAUGCCCGUGCUUGGCAAAAUAGAGAGAUCCCCCUCCAUGGAGAGAGCGGGACAGAUAGAGCGGGAGAACUACUUGAGAGAGAGGAAAGGUAGAGCUGCUCCUAGUGAAGAAGUUGAAAAAAAACUACGUGAAAUUAGUGCUUCUAAAAUGGGCCUUGAUGAUAAGAAGGAAGAUAAAAAAGAAGAGAAACCGGAGAAAAAGAAAGAUACAAUUGAAAUACUUGUCACGGAUGAAGAAGAUAACGAGUUGCCAUACGAAAUAUACGGAGAACCUAAACUAGUGGCAAGUGUUCAUGAAGAAGUAGUGGAAGGUGAAGAAGACGACGAAGACAAAGAAAAAAAUUCUGAGGAAGAGAAAAUAGAUAUAGCUGCCUAUGUUAAUGACUUAUAUGACGACCGCGAAGAGAGACGGGAAGAUCUUGAAAGGACCUUCGAUGAAAUUGGCGAUAUCGUUGAUAGAUUCAAGUCUGCUAACUACGACCUUGGCAUGGUCGCCGGCCGUCAAAUGUCCACCACGAGUGGAGAGUUCAUCGUGCAGCAUAUUGAGAGGGAGAUAAUGGAGUAUAUAGAUGAACAGAUCGCCAUCUUGCCAGAUCCGGAUCUGAAAAAGAAAAAAGCCAAGCCGGAAGAAGUAGCCAUGAUUAGGGAAAUCCUGGACAACUUCCUCGAUGAAAACAUGGACAUUAUCGUUCCGGAAGUUGAGGAGGUGGAGGAAGAGGAGCAGCCUAUUCCAGAAAUAACAGUGGUGUAUGCUGUACCGGGUAUUGGACCCAUCGUGAGUGAGGAUAUCACCGUGGACUUCGAGAACUACAUUCUGGAAGUGACUAAAGUACAAGCCGACGUUGUGAUGCCGAGGAACAUACGUCACUUUAUGUGCCCUCCGUUGGAGAAAUAUGUAGAAUACAAUUACGAGGAUCAACCGAAGAGGGAAGAGGUGGCAAUGGGAGGCGUUAUAACUGAUUAA